AUGGCUGGCUGGAACCCCAAGCGAUUUGAGGAUGUGGCCCUCGCGCCCAACGGCAUCGACACUGCUUUCGGUGUACCGGAUACGAAUCUCAGUGGACUGUUGACCUAUUUUUCCGCCACAAAGCCCGUCUCACAACAUAUCGUCACUGCCAGUGAGGGGGCCGCAGUUGGGCUUGCCGCUGGCUACCAUUUGUCGACCGGUCGUGUUGCAAUGGUGUAUAUGCAAAACUCGGGAUUAGCCAACGCGCUCAACCCAUUACAGUCCAUUGCUGCAAAAGAGGUGUUUGGAAUCCCUAUGCUACUGUUGAUUGGAUGGCGUGGUAAAACUGCUGAAGAGGAGGAGCUGCAGGAUGCUCUCGUCGGACCCCGUAUGAAGGCAAAUUUGGAGGCUAACGACAUUCCUUAUGAGGAAAUUCCAACUUGCAUACACCGCACAAGGGAUCUCAUCUCGCGUCUAAUUGCGAGGUCUAUUCUGGAGAAAACGCCCGUUGCUCUGAUUGCGCCCCGUGAUACAUUCGCAGAGUAUGAAUCCAACGAGGCGACCAAGUUUCCUCCUGCUAUUACAGUCAGUUAUCCCAGGAUUGAGGAAUGGGUCUCAUCGGCUCCAUCGCAGCUCCCCCUUUCUCGCGAAGGUGCCAUUCGCGGGUUGAUCGGCCAGAUGGCAAAAGGCGACGUGUCAGUCUCGUCACUUGGUGGUAAUAGCCGCGAGUUCUACAUGAUCCGGAAGACGAUGAAAGAAUCCAUUGCACGAAACUUCUUCUGCAUCGGAGCCAUGGGCCAUGUCUAUGCCCUUAGCGUUGGUGUGAGCAUGGGAUUUUCCUCCGGUCGGGUCUUUUGCAUCGAUGGAGAAGGAUCUUUCCUGAUGCAUGUCGGAAACAAUGCCAUUUUAGCUGGCUUGUCGCCACCAAACCUCAUUCACAUUGUAAUUUACAACGGAGUUUAUGCAUCGACGGGAAACCAUCCUGUGACCAUAAGCAGAGAGAACUUGGUUUCUUUGGCACGAGGACUGCCGUAUGAGCAGAAAUACUUUGUUGACGAUUUGGAAGGCUUGGAAAAAGCCUGUAAAGCUUCCAAGAAGAGCACGCUGAUCAUUGUCGCGGUGAAUCAAACCGCCCAAAGCGGUCUUCCAUCGCCCUCUGAGUCUCUACAUGAACUGAAAGGCUUGUUCAUGAAGAGUUUGCUGUGA
Penicillium antarcticum is the source of this 1185-nucleotide messenger RNA. Its product is annotated as phosphonopyruvate decarboxylase. Bases 1 to 1185 code for a protein of 394 amino acids. Lineage: Eukaryota; Fungi; Ascomycota; Eurotiomycetes; Eurotiales; Aspergillaceae. The transcript has a single exon. The record is from RefSeq and is a predicted model, not a curated record. Gene Ontology annotation, molecular function: thiamine pyrophosphate binding; catalytic activity.